Molecule: messenger RNA, 3744 nt
Organism: Populus euphratica (Euphrates poplar)
Lineage: Eukaryota; Viridiplantae; Streptophyta; Magnoliopsida; Malpighiales; Salicaceae
Product: LRR receptor-like serine/threonine-protein kinase GSO2
Exons: 6
Coding region: 180-3410 (1076 amino acids)
Molecular function (GO): protein binding
Source: RefSeq, a predicted model, not a curated record
AUAAAAAUAAUGGAUUUUCUUAAUCACAAAUAAUGAAUUUUCCAAGUUUAAUCACAAAUCCACAGAUCAGUGGGUAUAUUUAGUAUUGUAGUAUAAAUAGGACCUCUAUGGUUGCCCGAAUGCACAUAUGACAUAACAAACAACAAUAUUCUACGUAGUACUUCAUAGAAUUAUCCAAGAUGAUGAUGAAAAAAAUGGGGGCUUGGAUGUUGCUAGCAUUAUUGACUUUGGUUGGCGACUGGUGUGGUCGUUGUUAUGGGUGCUUGGAGGAUGAGAGAAUUGGUCUCUUAGAGAUCAAAGCUUUGAUCCACCCAAAUGACCUUUCCUUGGGAGAUUGGGUGGAGUACAGUAGUAAUUGUUGUGAGUGGUCUCGGAUCGAGUGUGAUAACACUACAAGGCGAGUGAUCCAACUCUUUCUUUUUGAAGCAUGGGAUCAGAGCUUGGGGGAUGGGGUUCUCAACGCAUCUUUGUUUCUGCCUUUUAAGGAAUUGCAACGUCUUGAUUUGAGUUAUAAUGGACUGGUUGGUUGCUCUGAGAAUCAAGGCUUCGAAGUCCUAUCAUCAAAACUGAGGAAACUGGAGGUACUUCACCUAAGUGAGAACCAAUUUAAUGAUGAUAAGAGCAUUUUAUCAUGCUUCAAUGGGCUUUCAUCUCUCAAGUCUUUGGAUCUGUCAGCCAAUGAGGAGAUCACAGGAUCAGGUCUCAAAGUCCUGUCAUCAAGGUUGAAAAAGCUGGAGACCCUUGACCUGAGUGAAAAUCAUUGCAACGAUAGCAUUUUUUCAUCUCUAAGUUGGUUUUCAUCUCUCAAGUCUUUGGAUCUGUCAUACAAUGAGGUGAUCACAGGAUCAGGUAGCCUCGAUGGUCUCAAAGUCCUGUCAUCAAGGUUGAAAAAGCUGGAGAACCUUCACCUAUAUGGGAAUCACUGCAACGAUAGUAUCUUUUCAUAUCUAAGUGGGUUUUCAUCUCUCAAGUCUUUGGGUCUGUCAGGCAAUCAGCUGACAGGAUCAGGUAGCUUCGAUGGUCUCAAAGUCCUGUCAUCAAGGUUGAAAAAGCUGGAGAACCUUGACCUGAGUUGGAAUCAAUGCAACGAUAGCAUCUUUUCAUCUAUAACUGGGUUUUCAUCUCUCAAGUCUUUGGAUCUGUCAGACAAUCUGCUGACAGGAUCAUCUACUGGUAUCAAUAGCUGGUGUGAACUGAAGAAUCUUGAACAGCUACUUCUAUCCGGAAACAAUCUAAAGGGCGUACUCCCUCCUUGUUUGGGAAAUCUAUCAUCUCUACGAUCCUUGGAUUUAUCUUACAACCAAUUGGAGGGAAAUAUUGCCUCUAGUCACCUUUCCCAUCUUACGCAGCUUGAACAACUCUCAGUUUCAAAUAACUACUUUCAAGUUCCAAUAUCAUUUGGUUCAUUUAUGAACCUCUCCAACAUCAAGUUCAUUGUAUGCGAUAACAAUGAGCUAAUAGCUGCACCCAGUUCUCAGCCUUUAGUUCCAAAGUUCCAGCUUCGUUUCUUUAGUUCUUCAAACUGUACUCCAAAACCACUCGAGGCUGGAUUUCCAAACUUCCUGCGUAGCCAACAUGAUUUGGUGUUUGUUGAUCUAUCCCACAACAAAUUCGUUGGACAACCUUUCCCAUCUUGGCUGUUUAAGAAUAAUACAAAGUUAGAUCGACUAUAUUUGAGAGACACCUCAUUUAUAGGCGGUCCUUUGCAGCUGCCACAACAUCCAACACCCAACCUUCAGACAGUAGAUAUGUCUGGCAACAACAUACAUGGUCAAGUUGCAAGAAACAUAUGUUCGAUUUUUCCACGUUUGAAGAACUUCAUGAUGGCUAACAACAACCUUACAGGUUGUAUUCCUCCUUGUUUUGGGAAUAUGAGCUCUCUCAAAUACUUGGAUCUUUCCAACAAUCACAUGUCUUGUGAACUGCUUGAGCAUCAUUUGCCAACAGUAGGCUCCACGUUGUGGUUUUUGAAGCUGUCCAAUAACAAUUUCACAGGGCGAUUACCACUCUCUGUGUUCAACAUGACUGGCCUAGAGUACCUCUUUCUCGAUGGAAACAAAUUUGCAGGACAAGUAUCGGGUACCUUUUCUCUUGCACCAUCAUUUUCGUGGUUUGAUAUCAGUAACAAUCUUUUGUCGGGCAUGCUUCCAAGGGGAAUUGGGAACUCGUCACUAAACGGCUUUGCUCAGGCAAUUGAUAUGUCCAGAAAUCAGUUUGAAGGUACCAUUCCAAUAGAAUAUUUCAAUUCUUAUGGGCUUCAAUUUUUAGAUCUUUCUGAAAACAAUCUGUCUGGGUCUUUGCCGUUGGGCUUCCAUGCAUCAGAUUUAGGCUAUCUCCACCUUUACAGAAAUCAAUUGAGCGGUCCACUGCCACAUGCUUUUUGUAAUCUCUCUUCGUUGGUUAUAUUUGAUCUCGGCGAUAACAACUUAACUGGGCCCAUUCCAAAUUGGAUUGAUAGCCUUUCGGAAUUGAGCAUUUUCGUUCUCAAAUCUAAUCAAUUCAAUGGGAAACUUCCUCCUCAGUUAUGCUUGUUAAGGAAAUUAAGCAUAUUGGAUCUUUCAGAAAAUAAUUUUUCUGGUCUGUUACCCUCAUGUUUGAGCAGUUUAAAUUUUACGGCAUCAGAUGAAAAAACUUCGGUUGAACCUGGUGGCACGUCACAAGAUCUUGAAAGCCAGGAUGAAAAAUUUCCAUCCAUAGGUUCUAAGUAUCUUGCUGACAAAAUUUUGUGGGCAAAGAUUGAUGUAAAAAUAGCUGUGGAGCUUAGAGCAAAGAAAAAUUUCUACACUUACGAAGGCGGUAUCCUUCGAUACAUGUCUGCUAUGGAUCUCUCUUGUAACAGAUUCACUGGAGAAAUCCCGACAGAAUGGGGAAACUUAAGUGGGAUAUUUGCUCUAAAUCUGUCACAAAAUAAUCUCAAUGGAUUGAUCCCUUCAUCCUUCUCCAAUCUGAAGCAAAUAGAGAGCUUGGAUCUUUCUCACAACAACUUGAAUGGGAGAAUUCCUGCACAACUCGUUGAACUGAUGUUUCUAGCAGUUUUCAACGUGUCGUACAAUAAUUUGUCAGGAAGAACACCGGAGAUGAAAUAUCAAUUUGGUACCUUUGAUGAGAGCAGUUAUAAAGGGAAUCCUCUUCUUUGUGGACCUCCAUUGCAAAACAGUUGCGACAAAACAGAAUCACCAUCAGCGAGAGUGCCUAACGAUUUCAAUGGAGAUGGUGGCUUCAUAGACAUGUACAGUUUCUAUGCCAGCUUUGGUGUGUGUUACAUAAUUGCGGUGUUGACAAUUGCAGCAGUACUGUGCAUAAAUCCGCAUUGGCGACGCAGGUGGUUUUACUUCAUUGAAGAAUGCAUCGACACUUGCUACUGCUUUUUGGCUAUAAACUUUCGCAAGUUGUCCAGAUUCAGAGGGUGAUUGGGUCUUAUCAUGAUCGAGUGGGCUGCUUUCUGAAUUUGUUGCAAUCCUCUGUGGGGAAGCAGUCGCAUUCCAAAUCAAUGGUUGCUCACAACAUGUUUAGCAAUUUGCCUGUGAGAAGUGCUCUGUCGAAGUGUCUGGUUCUUGUUGCUUAGCCUUUCUGUUGUGACAUGACUUGUGUUUGUCAUUGUGCUUGUAUCCAUAUUUGUUUGUUUCGUUGUUAUGUCUUAAUUAUGUUGCGUUUUGGUCUUAGAUUUGGAGAAUGAGCAACUAACCAAUAUUUCUUGGAUUCUUGUGAUUACUAUAUCCCUAAUAAUAUGGAAUUUAUUCACAA